Messenger RNA from Aphidius gifuensis, 3785 nucleotides. Its product is annotated as WD repeat-containing protein 20. NCBI's taxonomy places the organism in Eukaryota, Metazoa, Arthropoda, Insecta, Hymenoptera, Braconidae. Bases 605 to 2782 code for a protein of 725 amino acids. The transcript has 3 exons. Gene Ontology annotation, molecular function: protein binding. The record is from RefSeq and is a predicted model, not a curated record.
AUCAAUUGUUGUUGUAAAUAAAUACUGAUUGUUAUUUAAAAUAUUUAAAGUAUAUUUUAGUAAUAAACAUUAAAAGCAAUUUUGUCAUGUGUACAGUGGCGCUUCUGGAAAAUUGUAAAGCAUCAAGAAAGUCAUACACUCAAUACAAAACACUCGUCAUGAAAUGCUUCUAAUGCACUUCCAUGCGUGAAAAAAAAAAUAAAUGUCGUGCAAAAUUUCCAUAGUUAAAUGACUAUUCUAUGAAUAUUAUUGGUUAAUAAAAAGUGAUAUGAUAAUAGUCAUACACUCGUGAUUAUAAAAUUAAUUAUCUCAGUUAUUUCAUUAAAAAAAUUAAAUUAGUAAUAACAGUGUCACUGUAUAUCAAUAAAAUUAAAAAAAAAAAAAAAAAAAAAUUAAAUAAUUUAAAAGCUAAUAAUUGUUAAUGUAAAUUAAAAAAAAAAUUAUUUACAAAAUUAUAAUUUUCUAUUAUCUGUGUAUAUAUUACAUAUUGUAUACGUGAUUUGUGUGUGAGUGUGUUGGUUUUUUUUUUUUUUUUAUAAUAAAUAUAUUAUAAAAAUUAUAUUGAGUAUCUGAUGAACUUGUCUAUUGAACCUCCGGUGAUAAGAUGGCUGUUCAACUGGAUAGCGGGGGAAAAGAAGACUUGAAAACACAAUUUGUUACACGUGAAGGUAUAUAUAAAUUAAUGACAUUAUCAGAAUAUUCGAGGCCAAAUAGAGUUGGCAAUACAGAUACAAGAGGUAGUGCAUCAGUUCGUGUGUCAUUUGUAACAUUACCGGAUCCAGCUGAUCCUGCUGGUAUACAAGGACUUGGUGAUCGUAUGUGUUUUAAUUUUGGCAAAGAAUUAUAUGUAUACCUUUAUCGUGGUGUUAAAAAGGCAGUGGAUUUAAAUAAACCCGUUGAUAAAAAAUUAUACAAAGGUACAAAUCCAACAUGUCAUAAUUUUAAUCAAACAACAGCAACAGCUGAUAUUGCACCAUUACUUGUUGGUUUUUCAACUGGACAAAUACAAUUAAUUGAUCCAAUAAAAAAAGAAUUAAAUAAAUUAUACAAUGAAGAGAGGCUCAUUGAUAAAACAAAAGUAACAUGUAUUAAAUGGGUACCAGGAUCAAGUAAUUUAUUUAUUGUAUCACAUAGUUCUGGACAAUUAUAUUUAUAUAAUUGGGAAUUACCAUGUGGCACAACACCACCACAUUAUCAACCAUUUAAAUCUGGUGAUGGUUAUGCAAUACAUACAUGUAAAACAAAAUCAACAAGAAAUCCAUUAUAUAGAUGGGUUAUUGGUGCUGAUAAUUGUUGUAUUAAUGAAUUUUCAUUUAGUCCAUGUGGUACAAAUUUAGCUGUUGUAUCACAAGAUGGUUUUUUACGUGUAUUUCAUUAUGAUACAAUGGAAUUAGUUGGUUCAGCACGUAGUUAUUUUGGUGGUUUUUUAUGUGUUUGUUGGUCACCAGAUGGACGUUAUGUUGUUGUUGGUGGUGAAGAUGAUCUUGUAACAAUAUGGAGUUUUAUUGAUAAACGUGUUGUUGCUAGAGGACAAGGACAUCAUAGUUGGGUUAGUGUUGUUGCAUUUGAUCCAUUUACAACAUCAUAUUGUGAACCUGAUGGUGAUUUUAGUGGUUCAGAUGAUGAAACAAUAACAUUAACACAAAAUAAUCAUAAUAAUCAUUAUAAUAAUGAUAAAAUUAAACGUAUAUCAACAGCAUCACAAAAUUUUAAUACAUCAUCAAAUAGAAAUUCAUGUAGUUCUGAAUUAAAAGUACCUGGUAGUACAUGUUAUAGACUUGGUAGUGUAUCUGAAGAUACACAAUUAUGUUUAUGGGAUAUUACUGAAGAUGUAUUAAGACAACCAGUAUGUACAAAACAACGUCCAUCAACAACAAGCUCUGGUACAUUUUCAACAACUGGUAUAUUUACAAGUGGUAAUGGUACAGCAACUACAAAUCAUCAUCAUAAUCAUUCAAAAUAUAAUAAUAAUAUUAAUAAUACAAGUUUAUCAAAAGAUACAACAACAACAAUUGGUGGUGUUAUUAAUAAUGAUGCAAUUUUUAAUAAUACCAAUACAAAUAAUUAUUCUUCAAGUAAUAAUACAACAUCAUCAUCAACAACAGCAACAGCAACAGCAACAACAUCAUCAGCAGCAAUAACAACUACAGCAACAACAACAGCAGCAGCAGCAGCAUCAACAACAACAAAUGUUGCUGUAUCAACAGUUAAUUCAAUAACACAAAGAUUUGCUGGUCUUGGUUUUGGUAGUGAUCGUUGUAAAACUAGUGAUAAUCAUAAAAGAAAUUUUAGUUUAACAAUGCGUGGUAGUAGUACAAGUAACAAUAGUAAUACAUCAACAGUGCAAAAUAAUAAUGGUGGUAGUAGUAGUGGUGGUGGUGGUGAAAAAUCAACAAGUAGUAAUAAUACAACAAAUGGUAACAAUGCUAAUAAUUUUAUCAGUGGUAUUGGUGGUGGUAGUGGUAAUAAUAAACAACAAAAUACUUCUGUGAUGGAUGAUCCAAUGAGGUUAAUUGGUACAUCAUGGUGUCCACGUUUUGAUGAGUGUCCAGUACUUGAACCACUUGUUUGUAAAAAAUUGGCACAUGAAAGACUGACUGAAUUAGUAUUUAGAGAAGAUUGUUUUGUAACUGCUUGUCAAGAUGGAUAUGUUUAUACAUGGGCAAGACCUGGUCAUAUGGUAGGUCCAUUAACAAUAAACAGCACAUUGCACAGGCCAAAUCAUCAUAACAAUAGUAAUAAUCACACGAAUUUUAAUUCAAUGCGACUGAAUGAUCUAUGAUAUGUCAAUAUUCAACUUAUCAAUUUUAUUAUUCAUCUAUUAUUAUUUUAUUUUUUUUUUUUUUUGUUGAUUUAAUAUUUUUUUCUUCAUUGAUUUAUAUAUAAAUUUAUUACAAGUUUAUUAUUUUUUAUUUUGUAAAUAUUAUUUUUACAUUAUAAUAAUUAUUUUUCAUUAGACAAAUUUUAUUAUACAAUAUUAAUCAAAUUAUAGAAGAUCUGUAACGUUUUUUUUUUUUUUUUUCUUUUUUUAUGGCAUAUAUUUAAAUAUUAUAUUCAUUUAUUAUAAACUUUAUAUUAUUUUUAUUAUUAUAUUAUUAUUUAGUAUAUUUUUUUUUUCGUACUUUGAUAUCAGAGAAACAAAAAAUACAAAUUUGAAUUGGAAAUAAUAAAUUCUUAAGUUUAAGUGUAAUUAAUUAAUAAAAAGUCGUUUUUUUUUUAAAUAUUUACUAUUAGCUAUUAUUACUUUAUAUAAAAAAAAAAAUAUUUUUUGUUUGUUAAUGUGCCAUUGUUUACAAUAAAGAGUAGAGCGUUAGGGAUCUUCUGAUAUUUUGUAAAUUUAAAAAACAAUAAUUGAAAACGAAAAAAAAUAUGCAAAAAAAUGAUCAAUAAUAAGAAUAAUUUUUUUCAACAUUUUUUUAGAUUUAAAUAAUAAGAAUUAAAAUAUUAAAAUAAUUAUUAUUAUAUUAUAAAUAUAUUUAUGUCUGGUUUGCAUAUUUUUGUGGAUCCCAUCCGUCUCUCUCGAAGAGAAAAUUUAAAAAAAAAACAAAAAAAAAAAAGGGCGGGACCCUUAAAAAUACACGAACAAACAAUAACAAAUAUAAAUAUUUAAAAAAAAAAAAAAUCAACGAUCACAAAAAAUUAUUUGAAUUGUUCUACUGUAUGCAAAAAGAAAAAAAAAAAAAAAAAAAGAAGUAGCAUAGUUGUAGACAAAUAUUUGUAGUAAAAGCAAAAAAAAAAAAAAGAAAAAUCAAAUUCAUGUAUAAUGGACUUUUUCUUUUUUUUUU